Messenger RNA from Xenopus tropicalis (tropical clawed frog), 2029 nucleotides. RefSeq names its product solute carrier family 7 member 13. The coding region runs from base 218 to 1687 and encodes 489 amino acids. Lineage: Eukaryota; Metazoa; Chordata; Amphibia; Anura; Pipidae. The transcript has 4 exons. Gene Ontology annotation, molecular function: transmembrane transporter activity. The record is from RefSeq and is a predicted model, not a curated record. Gene Ontology annotation, biological process: transmembrane transport; amino acid transmembrane transport; L-alpha-amino acid transmembrane transport. Gene Ontology annotation, cellular component: apical plasma membrane; membrane; plasma membrane.
UAAACAAAGUAUCCACAACCGUUUGUAACUAGCCAGUUAGGGAGCAAAAAACAAUACACAUCCAAUGGCAUUUAAGGACAAUGUGAAAUUAAAAGUUGUUUAUUUAAGGUUUAAUAAAUGAUGCAGUGUAUGCUGCUUAAAUUGCAACACCAGACUUUAAAAACUUCAAAAUUUGGUUCUACUACCCAACUUGCACUAAGAGAGAACAAAACCUGCCAUGCCGGAAAGAGAAGCUCCCACAGAUCAUGAACAGAUUGACCACACAGCAAAUAAGAAUUUUUCGUUAAAAAGAAACUUGGGUAUUUUUGACUGCAUUUGCUUUGUUGUGGGAAGUAUUGUGGGUGCUGGAAUUUUUGUCUCUCCCACUGGCGUGCUACAAUAUGCUCAGCUUAACGUUGGUGUGGCCUUAUGCAUUUGGGCAGCUGGUGGGGCCAUAUCAAUGAUGGGCGCCCUCUGUUACGCUGAACUUGGUUCUGCAUUACCUUAUGCUGGAGGUGAAUAUUAUCAUGUAAAACGAGGACUUGGACAUUUGCCUGCCUUCAUUUACAUCUGGACAUUAAUACUGUUCAUAUUACCUGCAUCCAAUGCAGCACGAGCACUGACAUUUGCUGAAUAUGCCACUCGGCCAUUCUACUCUGGAUGCCCCACACCAGAGCUGCUUAAGAAAAUAGUGGCACUUGCAGUUCUUUGGAUUUUGGGAAUAAUAAAUACCAAGAGUACAAAGGCAACCACAUGGGUUCAGAAUGUUUUUACUGUGCUGAAAAUGUUGGCCUUGAUCCUCAUUGUUAUUUGUGGCUUCAAAGAACUUGCAAGAAAAAUGGAGAUUCCAGGACACUUACAGAAUGCAUUUAGUUCCCCGGAUCCAAAUGCAGCUCAAAUAGCAGAGUCUUUCUUUCAGAGUCUAUAUGCGUAUGGAGGUUGGAACGCCUUAAAUUACAUUGCUGAGGACAUUAAAAACCCAAGCAAGAACAUUCCACUCUGCACUAUAACAGCCGUGUCUGCCGUCACUGCAUUUUAUUUGCUGGUAAACAUCUCAUACCUCACCGUACUGACACCCAAAGAAAUUGUUUCUUCAGCUGCUGUAUCAGUUACCUGGGCUGUUCGAGUGAUUCCCACAGUAGCCUGGAUAAUACCAGUUUCAGUCGCUAUCUCAAUAUUUGGUUCUCUAAACGGUGAUGUAUUUAUGCUUGGGCGACUAAACUAUGCUGGGAGCAAGGAAGGUCAUUUACCCUCACUUAUAUCAAUGCUUCAUGUGAAUCACUUGACUCUGGCUCCAGCUACAGUCCUCUCAACCAUUAUCGCUUCAGUAUUUGUUAUUCCUUCAGAGCUUAUCUCAUUAACUAAUUACUUUGGUUUUUCUUCUUCCCUUUUGGGUGGACUAACUGUUACAAGUUUAAUUGUUCUACGCUACAGAGAACCAAACCUUCACCGGCCAUACAAGGUCUUUCUUCCAGUCGCCUUUGGAGUUGUUCUCGUUUACACGUUUUUAUUUCUAGCGCCAAUAAUACAAUCACCGAAAGUACAAUAUUUCUAUGCCUUACUGUUUAUGCUGAGUAGCAUGCUCAUUUAUUUCCCCUUUGUUCAUUUUAAACUGCGCAUCCCAUACUUUGAUGCAAUCACUUGCCACUUACAGCUGUUGAUGGAGGUGGCACCCACAAAUAUAUUUGAAGAUCCAAAAAGCCAAUAAGAAGCAUUUGUAUAUCAGUUAGAUGUGCUUUUAUUAUACGGAGAUUGCACUGGCAUUUCUUAUCUGAAAACAUAAAGAUAUCUUUAUAGUUACUGUAAUUCUUAUGUAUUCCAUUGUUCAGUAAAUAUAAUUAUCAAACCAUGUCUGUGCAAGAAAACUUUUCACAUGAUAAUACUUCUUAGAGCAAGCUUACAAGAUUUUGAAAUUGAAAUUGCAGGGAUAGACUUAUUGGGCCCAUUCAUCAAUGUACGAAUCGGAAUUACGAUCACUUUGUCGUACGAAAAUAUUGUACUUAUGAUCCGGAAAUUCUGAAAUUUUCGUAUUGAAACAAUCGUAAACGUA